CGUCAAUGUCAAACAAAAUUGUUGCGGUUGUAGGUUCUGUCAAAAAAAGUAGUAAUUUUGGAUAAAAAGUUAGUUUUAUACAUUUAUAAAUUAUCCUAAUGGGUUCCUCCCAUAGUACGGAAGUGCCUGGAGGCGGCUCUGAUGGUUAUCAUAUAUUGCGGGUGCAGGACGGUUCCCCCGGUCAAAAAGCUAAUCUUGAAGCAUUUUUCGAUUUUAUAGUAGCUAUUGAAAAUACUAGAUUAGACCAAGACAAUGAUACUCUAAAAGAGUUAUUAAAAACGAAUGUUGAAAAGACUAUCAAAAUGUUGAUUUAUAGUAGUAAGACUCAGUCGGUGCGAGAAGUUAUGGUUACACCUAGUGCAAAUUGGGGCGGGCAGGGUCUACUUGGUGUUAGCAUCAGGUUUUGUUCCUUUGAAGGAGCAACUGAGAAUGUGUGGCAUGUUUUGGAAGUUCAUCCUUCAUCUCCAGCAGAAUUGGCUGGCCUGAGACCAUUUUCUGAUUAUAUUAUUGGAGCUGAUUCAGUAAUGCAUGAAAGUGAAGAUUUUUUCACUCUCAUAGAAGCCCAUGAGGGCAGAUCCCUCAAACUGUAUGUUUAUAAUGUAAAUGAUGAUACUUGCCGUGAAGUGAAUAUCACACCAAAUCAUAAAUGGGGUGGAGAGGGCAGUCUUGGCUGUGGUGUAGGCUAUGGUUAUUUACACAGGAUCCCCAUAAGAAGUGCCCAUACUUCUUCACAGAAGACUUACACUGAUAGCACCCCAUUGAUGUCAGCACAAAUGCCAAAUUUUGAGCAAAAUCUGGCGUCAGGUAUUAGCAACUUAAAUAUUAACCAAUAUUCUCAAAUGAAUGUCCUUCAAACAGCAUAUACACCACCAGAGCCUAUACAAGCACCACCACCAUUCUUGACUGGUGUGCCUAUGGUGAAGACAAGUAACUAUGUUGCUCCUGAGACUGAGAAACUUCCAGAACCAGUCAUUCCAGAGCAGCAGCCAUUCAUACAGCAACCUGUGACUCAAACUCAAUCCAUGGUGUCUAACAUGGCAGCCUAUUCUAGUAAUUUAGCUGAAGCAACUUUGACAAACUUAGGCAGCAUACCAUCAGUGUCCACAAUGCAACCACCAGCACCACUACCAAGUCUGCCAGGCAUUCCGAUGAACCAGCCCCAGCCCUACAUACCGAUGAUGCCCAACUACUCCCAAACGCAGGUUAACUCAUCAACGACGUAUUUACAAAGUGCACCACCAGUUCCAACAUUCGAUAUGAGCAGUUUCACACCAGCGGCUCCUCUUCAACCGCCUGCGAUGUCCACCGGGUUACCAGUACUGACUCCUGUCUCAUUACCAGGAAUGCCAUCGAUUACCGUUAGUGCUACUUUACCUGUUUCCACUAUGAAAGAGAUACAUCAACAACAGUCACAACAGCAACAGGAUUUAUUAUCGUGAAAUGAUAUAACAAUUAUUGUUUGCCUUUUAAUAUUGUUAAGCAGAUAUUAUCUUAUUUACUUGAUAAUAAUGUUACUUUAUUUUAAAUAUUUGUUCUAAUCAUGUAAGAGCAAAAGCUCGUCAGGUUAGCACAAAAUGUCGAAAUUUUUUCAAUCGAUUUUUAACUUUUAAUGCAACCACUAAGUUUGGAAAUUAUUUGGAAACCGUGGAAAGUGCUGCUGUGUAACCUGGAGCUGCUGCCUUUAUACGAUAUUCGGAAGGUAUCAGAAGCUGAAAAUGAUAAGUUUUGAAUGUGCAAUAAAAUAUUCCAUUGUUGUAUAACUUAUGCUUGUGUAUGUUAUUUAAUUUAUUGACUUGCUCUCGCACUCAGUCGUCAAUUAAAUUUAAUGUUUGUCAAAGACGUGACGUGACGCGAUUUUUUAAAUUGCUAUCACAAAGAAAUUGUAUGAUUCAACUUAAAUUAAACUCAAAUAUUUAUUGAUAUCACCGAGUGAGGUUGUUAUUCAUUUAAAAUCAUCCCUGUAUUUGUGGAUUAUAUUUGAUUUUUUUUCAUGUCUCUAAUCGGCCUUCCUAAGUUAUUAUAAGUGUACAUUUAACAUGAAAAAGUAAAUAAAAAUCGUAAAAUAAUAAAAACUCUUGUUUAUUUUGUAAUACAUAUAAAAUAUUUGUUAAUUAUUUUUUUCAGGGUUGUAGUUCAAAGUAAAAAUUAAAUAUGAAAUAUUUAUUUAUCCUUUUUUUCGGGGCUGUAUUAUACAGUUACUUAUAACGAAGGUAAGGCUAUUAGGGUUGUGAAAUCCUUAUCAUCACCUAGUUCAUAUAAGUAAAAUGUUUGGGGGGUUCCACUCAUAAGAUUUUUAUUUCUGCCAAAUAAAUGUAUGAUUGAGAAGCUUGGUUACGUAGUUAUAAGCCCGUUCUUUCUAUGUGAUUCGAAAUAAAUCAACUAACUAGGUCGCGCAAAGGGUGGGUGGCCAAAAAUUAUUGCAAUUAAACUUGGUUCGGAAUGUACUUUAUUCGGUGAGGUCUAGCUUUUAUUCAUUUGGUCCUAUCAAUCGGAACCAUAGGGAAUGUGUGUGUCCCCACAAGUACCUAAUUUGUGAUGAGAAUGAAAUAGUGGAGCGAAGAAGUACAAAAAUGAGAAAAGUGAACUGUUAUUUAUUAAUGUUUAUACAAUAAUUCAAUACAUGUACCGGGCAAUCGGCAAUAAAUGUCAGUAUAGUAUUUUCAUAAUAUUUACGUCUUAUGUGUUUGCUAUUCAUUGAAAUCAGCAAGGCAGGGCAGGCGGGGCUGUGGCUCAGCCCCUUCCCACGCCCAACAGAGCUAACAACAAAAUUUCGACGGGUCAUUAACCGGGGUUCCAGAUUUGAAAUCAGGGCCUCGCACACUUACGUUGUCUGCAGCCGCCGCGCCGCGCAAACGAAAAGUACAAUAACUCGAUUUUGGUCCAUAACUUAUAUAUUUUAACUUUAAGUUUUAUUUUGAAUUUGAUUUUUAUUUAGGGUACGGCCAGAGGUUGCCUGCUGCCACUAUGACCACCCUGCUUAAACUACACUGUUUAUUUCUCGCGCUUGUUUUCCGAGUCUGAGUCUGAAUCUGAAUCUGAAUCUGAGUGCAAUCUGGCCGUACCCUUAGGCCUAAUUAUUAAACUUCUAGACAGUUGCAUACAAAUAUGUUGAAAAAAGACAGGUCCUCCUACUGUAUAGAUACUGAAAAACAAAUCUUCACUUAGCAUGGUAGGUAUUAUAAUAAAAGUGUCAGAAGAUGCAUUGUAGGUCUCGUAGGUAAACAAAGGUUUGUUAAGUUUCAAUCUUAUUGCUGAUGAAAGUAUUUAUUAUUUCAUGAACUAUGUUUAUAUUUACAUACAAUAAGAUGCCUUAUUUUAUUAUGUACAAUAGGAGAAGUUAGUGGUGGUGUACCAAUUUAAGAGCACAUUAAUAAAUAUGUGAAUGUUCCUCAUUUAAAAACCUUGAAAUUUUAAUUACGAUUAAGUAGUAAUACAAUUUUAUUUAUUAUGUAAGUACAGUCCUAGUGGCUGGUGUUCUAUAUGAUUAAUAGAGGUGGCGCUAUAUCCUUAAUAGUACAGAGAUUCCACUUAUUUGAGAAAUCUACAUGUAAUAAGGGGUGACAACGGGUAAAGUAAACGAAAUUUUAUUUAGCCCGUCAGAUUAUCGAAAAAUAAAGGACACGCAGUUUUUCUUUGGUCAAUCAACCAAAAAAUCAAAAGGUAUAGCGCGUCAAUGAUUAGGAGUGGGGGUGCGUGGCUUCACUAUUAUGUAUAAAUUUUGUACCAAAACGUGAUGUCAUACGACAUUUCAAUUGGUUUGAUAAGGAAAAUAAAAAAGAAGUAAAUAAUAAAAUUUUGUACCAAAACGUGAUG
Molecule: messenger RNA, 3813 nt
Organism: Chilo suppressalis (striped riceborer)
Lineage: Eukaryota; Metazoa; Arthropoda; Insecta; Lepidoptera; Crambidae
Source: the annotation of a GenBank genome assembly